This is a messenger RNA of Porites lobata, 37519 nucleotides long. NCBI's taxonomy places the organism in Eukaryota, Metazoa, Cnidaria, Anthozoa, Scleractinia, Poritidae. The record is from the annotation of a GenBank genome assembly.
AUGCCCAACCCUAUUCUGCACCCUACAGAACAUUUGUUGGAUACAUGCAUGCAGUUUCAAUAUGUAAGAGUGUGGGAAAACAGUGAUAGAUUUAGUACAAGGUAUUUUUCAAAAGGGUAGCUCCUUUCUAUGAGCCAGGGCAAAAAGAAAUUACAAAUAAAUUACAAAUACUGAAUCAUUGUUCCAAAGACUUUCAAUGCAGGAUUGUAGCUAAUUUAGGCUGAAUAUUAGACAGUGGUACUACAUCUUAAGGAGGAACAGUAAAUUCCUUUUAGCUUGUGUUUUGCUUUCCCCCAGUGUGAAUGAAGAGGUGUUCCCAUAGCAAUUUACCCAUCAUAACCUUAAAAUUUAUAGUAUUCGCUGGAGCACUAUCACAUGGCUUGGCUUGAUUUCCACCAGGGGGGGGGCACUGGCAUAUAUGGCUAUAUAGGUAUGUGCCGCUGUGAAGGGUAUGGUUUUCAAGCAGUUUACUCUAGGAUAGGGUAUAUAAAUCAGAGCGUUUGGGUCUAGAAUAGGGUAUUAUUUUUCAGGAAACUAAUCAGUUGGUUGAAGAUGUUAUCUAGACUAGGGAAACAGCUACUCUAGGAUAGGGGGGAUUUGGGAGUUUACUCUAGUAUAGGGUAGCAAAAUUCAGCUGAACUAGCCCUGGUAUAGGUUAAGGGUUCCAGGGUCCCAGCGGCACAUCCCCACCCAGAAAUUCCUAAAGUACCCCCCCUCCGGAGAUUUCCAUGCUCUAAAUGUUGUCACACACUUACAUUGGGGAAACAGAGGGCCAGUUAUUUAAAUGUAGUUUAGCCAGUGUUUAAGAAAACCACGUUCUAAGCCAUUUUCAAUUUGCUCAACCGUUUUAUCUAAACCAUUUAUUGUGAUAGUUUUAUGAAAGCAUUAUAGAGUAGACUAGAAAAGCAUUUAUCUUCUUAAAAUAAGCCACUACAGGAAGAGAUCUGGAGGUCCAAAGAUUUGUUAAACCGCGGCUUAGGUUAGACUUCGUUUAAAUAACCGACCCAUAGUGUCUGUGGUAACAACCACAAGCUAGUAAAGGUCUUUACUAUAUUACUUCUCUUCUCAUAACUGUCCUUAACAAAAACAAUUUCUUUGCCAUUGCAUCAUGCACUGUAUAUAUUUUAUUAGCUUUAUAGCCACUGCACUGCUUUCAUCCCAUUCUCCCCUGAAUUGUGCAAUUUCCCAUGUGGAUCAAUGCCCUUGUCAAAGACAACUUUGUCAUCUAACUUGUGCAAAGGGAAGAGUGAGCACAAGUAUUUAGUACGGGGGGCCAGAGGAAAAUAAAAAAAAAACAUGUACCAUUGAUUUGAAAAUUGCAAUAAUAAAUAUGUUCCAGUUAACCAAUCACUUCCUUCUAUCCUACUAUUCAAAAAGCUAUAUUUCCCCACCCAAAUGAAGCCAGUAACAGUGCUCAUUGAAAGAAAAAAAGGGUAGCAAUAAAAGUGAAAAAAGGAGGGAGGAGGGAAAGCGAAAUUUGUGACUGCAGCCGUCGUCACUUUAAAAUGAAGAAACUAUCUCACGCUUUGUAUGCAUGCCCCAACUUUUGAAAAUAAUAUUUUAAAUUUGCAUCUGUAACUGAACACUGCGAAGUACACAGCCUUUAAACAGUCUUUUCGUAAGUUUUAGCUCUUAAUAUUAUAAGCCAGACAGUGGCUACAAAACGAAGCCACUAGCUCCAAAACAAGUUUUUCAGCAAAAUUCCCAGGAGGGGAAUGGGAUAAAAAACAAAACAAAAACAACAACGAGCUGAACUAAAAGGAUAAUUGUUACAAAGGGGACUUAGGAAUGAAAAGAGGUUUAUCAGACUGCUUUGAAGGGGCUGGUCUCACUUGUCCGUUUUCAUCAGCCAGCUCUAGGAACUCCUGCACCUGGAGCUAACUGAUGCCUGGCCUUUCCAAAGCUUCCAGCAAGGCCCGUCCCUUUGCCCUUCUUUCACCUGUCACCAUCUGUGCCUUCUUCAGGAAUAGCCACCUUCUGCAAAUAAGACCUGACUUGUUAUCUUCAUUGUCAGAAUUGAGAGGUGGGAUAACAGCUUUCCUUUAGUUAAGGUACAAGGGAGAUUUCUGAUCUUUUUUUGAGAUAUCCUCCUUGUUCCUAAUGUCAGUGGGGGAACAAGCCCUGAUAGGUUUCUUCACUUCCUCAUCUCUCUUUACCUAUGAAAGAUUGCAAGAAAAAGGUAUGAUGGAGAAAACAAAAUUAAAUAAGGUGGCUUGACUGGAUUUUUUAGGGGGGAUACCUUCCAAGUUUAAGCAUUAACUACAUCAGCGUGAGUAAAGAUAUGGGAAAAAGGCUACCACAACAUUACUGUAUUAUACAGGGCUUCUGAUUUUUCGCGCGGCCGCGGAGCCGCGAAAUUCAGGUAAAUCCGCGAAAUCCUGCGAAAUUUGGUAAAAAUCUUAUCAAAUAGAUGCCUGUACAACAUAUCUGAAACUCAUUUCAGCUGUUAAGACUAUUCACUUGCUGUAAACUUGCAAAUUUAUCUUGAAACUUCGUCACUGAAACGUGCAAACAACGUCCCGAAACUACCAGGAGUCGAUUAUGUUGCGAAAAACUGGGCACUAGCCAUGAUGUUAAAGGCUUUGCCAUUGGUUCAUUUCGUGAGCGUAUUGUUGUUGAAAGAGAAAAUGAUGAUCUGAUCAGCGCAAAACCGAUCGAUCUCCAGCGAAAUUUGCCUUGAAAAUAACCACAAAAUCGGCCGUUUUUUACCGAUUGCUUCUUGGCGAAGUUUACCCUGAAAUUUCCCGCGAAAUUCCCGCGAAAUUGGCCGAUUUUUCCGCGAAUUUGUCCCUAAAAAUCCCGCGGAAUUUGACUUUUUUCUCCACGACCUAUCAGAAGCCCUGAUUAUAUAAACAUGAAAAUUUCUUAUUAUCUAGGUUUUAUUGCAAAUGCAGUCACCAUGGCAACCUAAUGAAACCAAUAUGUUUUUUAUUUAUUUUUGUGUUUCUCUGUACCAGGAGUGUUUUUUAGAAAUGGCUUAAGGGAGUAUGUACCUGCCAUAAUUGCUUCAAUUAUUGCAAAGUUUGAACAAAUUCUGUGAGAGCAUUUUGGAAAUAUUUUGAAACAAGUUUUUAGAAUCAUAAAAACAGUGAAAUAGCAUGUCAUAUAUCCACACAAUUAGCUAAUAGGUUCAGAAAAUGUUACGCUUUCGAAGCAUGGUUUCAUCUCAUAAUGAUUUGAUUCCAUUGAAAACUGUGUACAAAAAAAAAAGGGCAAUUGCUCUGGGCGAUCGCGAGUGAGAAGAAUUUUAUUAACCUGGAUUCAGCUGCUUUUGUUACAGUUUUUGCACAUAAUUUGGUCCAGGGGGAGGGUGCAGGGGGUGCGCACCCCCCCCACCUGAGAUGACCUGCGGUUUUCUCAUACAACUGGUAUUCUGCACAAAAAAAAACUAUGUGGUUUAUUGGUGUUGAAGUAGAGCAAGAGGCGAGUGCACCCCCUCCUAAAAAAUAUCCUGGAUCCGCCCCCGUGCCUACAAUAAAUUAAUAAACCCUGUUAAUAAACCCUGCAAGUUUCAAGAACAUUGAAAACAGUGAAGGCUUUUAAAAAGGGCCUCCAAUAUAACCAGGGUUGUCAGAAAGUUUUGAAGUAGACGACUGAGUUGUCAAAGUAAGCAGCCAGUCCAGGGAUAUUUUAUUUAAAAAACGUCAUCUGCAAAGAAAUGCCAAUCAGACUAGCCGGCCGAUACUAACCAAGUAGGCGGCACUUUUCACCGGCAGCCGGCUACUUUUGACAACCAUGUAUAACCAAAUUUUCCCUUAGUGAGUGUCCUCAUUAUUCAGUGGCGUUGUUUUCAAGUUUCAUAUAUAUCCACAUGUACAAUUAGCAAAAGAAAUAAAUUUACAUUUAAAAGAACUCUAAAUUACUUUCCAAAGAAAUAUCCGGAAAAUGCUAAUAAUUGCCUUGUGUCAUGGAUAGCAGUGAGAAUCGAAACGGUGAACAUCACGGUUCAUCAUGUAGGAUGUAAUACAACUAACUACAUGUACAAGAGAACUACUGGAGAACUGACAAUUUUUUUUAACUGUGACAAUAGACGGAUCGAAAUGCAACAAUUACUGAUUACGAGUCUUCAUAGCGAAUAACAUCACGGCUUAACUGACAGACGACCAAUAACAUUGCAACGUAAUUUACCAAUCAGAUCAAUAACCAGAGUAUAAUACCAUCAACUGACGUGAUACACCUCACUUUGACUCUGAAGAUGACUACCGCACAGGUUGUCGAAACGUCAGUCACUGACUGUCAUCAACAACAGUCCUAUUCAGGACUAUGAUCACCCGGACGAUCAAACUCAACCUACUUUUGAAAUGACUCCUGGGUUCAAACCUUUCACAAAUAAUUAUCUUACUUGGGUUAAAACAUCACAGCAACUUUUAGAAAGAGUUGCUGUGUUUUUCUUAAAAGAUUAGCUAGUUGUGUGGAUAGCAUGCUAUUUCAUUGCUUUUAUGAUUCUUAAAACUUUGUUUGAAAAUACACUGUAUUUCCAAAAUGCCUUAAUUGAGGCAAUUAUGGCAGGUACAUAAUCUCUUAAGCGUUUUCUUAAAAACACUCCUGGUACAGAGAAACACAAAGAUAAAUAAAAAAUUGUAAUGGUGUCAUUACAUUGCCAUGGUGACCGUGACUCCGAUAAUUGCAAUAAAACCCAGAUUAUAAGAAAUUUUCAUCUUUAUAUAAUACAGUUGGGGUAACCUUUUUCCCCUGGAUAUCUUUACUCAUGCUGACAUAGUUAACCCUUUAAGUCCCAAUAGUGACCACCAACAAUUUUCUCCUAAUGAUAUCCAUACAUUGUCAUGAGAUUAGGUUAUGAGAAUUGAUAAAAUGAUCACCAAAGAGAAAAUACCUUGAUCUUUUAUCAAAUUCUCUCAACUCAUUCUUUAAGGAAAUAUAUAGAGAUCAGUUUGGACAAUUAGUAUGUGGAUAUUGGGACUUGAGGGGUUAAUGCUCAAACUUGGGGGGUAUCCCCCCUAAAUCCAGUCAAGCCACCUUAAUUUUGGCUCUGUUCAACAAACUCUUAAAAUAAAAUUUUUAACAAUUCCAAAGUCAACAGUUACAUGUAUUACAGUACCUCACUGUAACUAUUAAUUUUUCUCUCUCUCUUUUUCUCUUGAGGGCAUGACAAGUCAUAAGAGGCCCAGUAGAGGUCAAAUAUCUGACAUAAAGAGGACAUAGCUUGAUCAUCUUGUUUUGGCUUGAAUGUGUUUUCAAAAAUAACAUAGAAGAAUUCCUCACAUCAGAUGUUGCCAGAGCGUUUCUUUUUCUAUCUGCUUUUACUCACUGCCAUAAGAGUUUCUGAGUUGCAAAACACACCCUAAUACGAGACUCAGUUUGAUUGGAGGGGAAGGAGAUAUUCUGCAGAUUAAUUUUGUUGGAAAAAAGUUUUGCAAGAAAAUCUCUCUCUGAUCAUGAGCAAAAAAUAUAGUAUCAAGGUCAUUUCAUGCCAACAUAAUUACUGAAAUUUGUUUAACACCUUCUGGUAGUUUAUUAUUCAAAAUCACGACAAACUUGCAGAAACUAUAUUCUAUACCUGAUGCUAUAUGUGGUGUAUGUGCUAUAGUAGCUGAAAUGCAUUCUUGUCUUAAAUCAGAGCUUUCUUUAGCCUAAUUUUUCUGUGCUGGAGACUUUCAUUCUAUUCCUCUAAACUACAAUGAACAAGUUAUUACUAGUGUUAUUGUAAUAAUGAACUUCUAAGAGUAUCCUUUCACUAAAAUCUGUUAUAUUUGAUUGCUGCAUUGUCAAAUAGAAGUCCAUGACAGAAAAUAGCAUUGUGUACAUAUUUUAUGUUGCAGAUUGGGUUCUCCCCACUUUGUUCAGGUAUAGCAGAUAACAAAAAGUAAAUACUUUAUGGAAAAUGUAAUAAGUUUGAGGGCAUUUAAAAAAGAUCAUUACUUUCGAUUCAACAUAUUUUGCUUUUUUUUGAUUGCUUGCCCAUGGGAAAAUUUAACCUGAGAUCAGGUCCAAUUUUAGCGGUUCUCAGAGCAUGAUCUCAGGUUAGGGAAAAUUGGAAUUUUAGGUGACAUCUUUACUGCCUCUAAAAAUAUUACAUGGCCAUGGUUAUAUUUCCACUCGAGGGGUGUAUUUUGCAGUGUGCAGGUCAGAAUUUAGAAAAAAAUGUCCUGAAUGGUUUACAGAUCUUCCCAUACUCUUAAAAAAGAACAUUACAAUGAUGUUUUGGUGAUAUCAUAUUCUUCACAGGGUCACGCAAAACUGGAAAUAUCAGAUCUCAUUUCUAUAAAUUGAUUCUUUAGUCCCAGGUCUUUCAAGGCAAGAAGGAAGGUUUUAAAAUUGUCAGAUCAGCUGAUCUCAUCACUCCUGCCAAAGCUAGCAUAUAUAGUUAAAGAAAAGACCGGUUCCUUGUCGCUAUCAUUGUCUGCCGUACCUACGAUAGAAAAGGAAAUUACACAGCCAAGGUGACCCAAUUUAUAAGUGCACUCGACUAAACGCACAAUAAAGUUUCAUCUAAGUUUAAAAGCAAAAACAAAUUUCACUGAAAUCCAUGUUGGAUGGACGUUGUGGAUAGCCAGCACCAUUCGUUAUUCUUUUUUUUUUAAAGUGUAAAGCGACAAGCCAAAACAAAAAUAUAUGAUCUCGAAUUCCAACUGAGCUUGAGAAAUUCUGAUUUGUAGUGCAGUGUGGUACUAUGGCCAGACUUGAAUUUAAAACUUACCUCUUUGUAUAAAGAGGGAAUCGCAAAAUCUAACUCCCUCCAAACAAUUAUUUAAAACCUUCCUUCUUGCCUUGAAAGGUCUGGAACUAAAGGAUCAAUUUACAGAACUGAGAUUUGAAAUUUCCAGUUUUGAAUGAUCCUGUCAAAAAAAUAAUAUCAACAAAACAUCAGGAGCAUAGCUAGGAAUUUUCAAAGGGGGGAUCACACCGUGUGACACCCAGGGUACUUUUGCAUGUAGUUUGGGGUGUGGAUUAUUUAUGGUGAGUGUUUUGGAUGUCUAAAAGUAAGUUGGGCGUAUUUCUACCAAUGAUAAUAAGACUGUUGUUGACGGUAACUGAUCAGUGGAAUAGCCAGAGGAGUGUUCGAGGGGUUCCGGAACCCCCCUUAGGCUGCAGCACUAGAUAUAAUUUUAAGAGGAAUGAGAUUUUAGCUUUUAAAGAAAAUGAGAAGAAAAAAUAAAAAGCAUCACAUUCUAUUUCAAGGGUUACAUAUGUUGAGGUUUAAUCAGUCUUUGCAGUAGUCUUUUUUACUUUAAUUCUAUUACUGUGAGGAAGAUCAAACGUGGCCCCUGUGUAUACAAGCCUGCAAUGUGUGAUUCAGCACCUUUGUUGGUCUCGAUUGCUUUCAGUUGCAUGUUGUAAUGGUUUGAGUAUGAGACAGCUUAAUAGAAACUCGGUAGAGGCAUAAAAGUGAAAAGGUAGAAUGAAAUCAGCCUUGAUGUUUGCAAAUCAGUCUGAGGAAAUUGUCUGAAACUGGGGCACAAACACUAACAGAACAGCAAACUGCCUAAAACGUAUAGUAUUCAGGAAUUCAUCAUAUGCCAUCCAGGUUACCACGAUGCAGUGCCUUUUCCUUACAUAAAAGCUACUCAGUAUCAGGCUCCAAAAGCGAGACACUGAUGUCUAUUAGGAUAUCAUCAGCUCUAAUUUUCAUGUGGCGGCUUUUUUGUUGGCAGUGCAAGUGUUUCAAAGUGGAAAAAGACCUUUCUGGUACUACUGCGUAUUUCAAGUACUACAUUACUUAGCCUGCGUAGCGGGCGCCUGGAAGUAGUGACCCAAGAAAGAAUGGGUGCGCGAGAAGGAGACACACGAAGGGUCUUCCUCUCCCCUCGCGUGUCUCCCUCUUGUGCGCCCGUCCUUUCUUGCGUCCACUACUUCCAAGCACCUGCUACGCAGGCCAUUCAUUAUAACAAAUUACAUCAGCAGAAUGUGAGCGACGGCUUAGCCCAUUGCACAGACUUAAAAGGCAAUUGGCGACGACCAUGACUGAAUCGAGAGUCUGCUACUCUUACUAUGAUUGUUGUGAAAUCGUAUAUUGCGUUACGCUCGUUUGUAUUUUUGUUUAAUUCGUUAAUUUUUUACCAGUUUGACAUAUAUCAUUAUUAUCACAGUUGUCUAGCCCCGGAGUUUUUUUACCAGAUCUAAUCGGAGAGUACAAGGAGUUUUUUACGGAGUUAUUUCACUCAGUUUUUUCCUAUUUUGUUGUUCCUUUCUUUAAUACGCUUGGAGGAACUAUAACGUAAGUUCUUUUCCAUUUUUGUCUUUCAUUUUAGGUUUGUUUUACGCUCGAUUUCCUUUUAAUUUUAGUUAUAUUUUCUUGCGUAACGCGUGUCUAUGUAUGUUUUUAGUUCUCACCAUAUGCUUCAUUGAUACUGCAAUAAACGAACUUUAAUCGAGUACGGAGCGUGUGGUUGAUCACAGCGAACUCCACCCGUGGGAACGCGACAGUGAGAAGUUUUAGUGAGAAGCUUAUUUCGACCUAUUCUACUGGAGUUCUAAGAAUCGCAUCAAGCAAGCAACUUGGUUAUGCAAUAGCACAUGGCGCACCGCCCCCAAGAUCAGUAUUCGUAUAUUUUCGCCGAUAUAUGUUAACAUGGCACAAAGGAGCGGGAGUUUAACAAUAGGAAACAAUUCGGAAAAUCCCUUGGAGCCACUUUUAAGCGAAAAAUGGAUUCUGCUUCGCAAAGUUCUCGGAAACAUUCGCGAACGCGUUCGACCCUCUCGUCUCGCGCGUCUACCUCGUCUAGCGCGGCACGAAGGAAAGCCUUGGCCGAAGCCGCUGCAGCGAGACAAGAAGCGGAAUAUGACCGAUUACUGGCCGAGAAAGAAAGGGAGAGAAUUGAAAUGGAAGCCGAAGAAGAGAGAAAACGUCAGUCUCAGAGGGCAAGAUUCGAGUGCGACAAAGCUGUGUUAACAGCAAAUAAGAAGCUGGCAAUCGCCGAGGCCAAACUAAAAGCUAUUGAGCAGUCUAUCGAGGAGGAAGACGAGAAAGCCACUAUGGUUACUAUCCCAGGUUUGGACAACUCUAUCGACACACAAGAGAUAACGCGAGCCUGGAUUAAUGCACAAGGGACUAUGGAGACACUGGAUCGCACAGGGUACCCAAGCCCCCAACACGACUCGGGAAAGGUAUCACACACUAAGCUCAUUCAAAGCGAACUAACGAAUGCUCGCUCAUGCGCAAAAGAAGAGCCCUUACCCAGCACAAAUGCUACCAGCUUUGAAAAGUCGCCGCCAGGGAAAAGUGUUACAGUAAGCACGCCCCUUUUUGGCCUCCGAGGAACAAAUCCCUUCGCGUCGACUCCCACAGAUGAUCUCACGACAGUAAAUCAAAGGCUAGUUGCAACGUUAGCGCGACAGAACCUUCCUAAGUGCCACCCGGAGAUAUUCACAGGAGACGUGACACUCUUCCACCCAUGGAAAAGUGCUUUUCGUGCCAUGAUAGAAGAUGCAAACGUGUCACCGGAUCAGGAGAUCAACUACUUAAGAAGCUAUACAAAAGGAGAUGCACAAAAAGUAGUUAAUAACUACCGUCAGAGACAAUAUAGGAAUCCUGCCGACGCCUUGCGCGACGUGUGGAAGGAGCUGGAGAGACGCUUCGGGAAUACCGCCGCCAUCACGAACGUUCUCUUAGUGCGACUUCAGACAGCGGCCAAAUUUGGAGAAGAAGACAGCGACAAACUUCAGGCUUUCGCUGACGUAUGUGCUGACGUGGACAGCCAAUUGGAUUUUCUUCCAGGACUCGGGUGCCUGAACUACUUAACCGCGAUAGGCCCUAUUGUCGAGAACUUACCCCGUUCUCUUCGUUCGAAAUGGGAGAAGCGUGUAGUCCAGUAUGCAGAGAAAUACGACGAUGCCUACCCUAGCUUCAAAGACUUUGCCGCAAUGGUCCAAGAGCAAGCUCGAUUAAAGAAUCACCCGAACGUUUUGGCAGCAGCUCAGCCUAGUAAUCGUAAACCGAAAGGCCGCGAACACAGACCACGACUUCCCGAAACAGACGCUGACCCAAAUAGGAGAGUCCUCAAGACAGGCUUGGACGGCAAAAACGAGCCAAAGAAGGAGCCCGAGCUUGGAGAAGAGAAGUACUGUCAUUAUCACCAGCGAAAGGGACACCUUUUAGCCGAAUGCAAAGCCUUUGAAAACAAGCACUAGCAGUGAGAAACGAAUGUGUUCUCAAAGCAGGACUGUGUUUUCGCUGUUUAUCAGCAGGACAUAGAUCGAGCGAAUGCAAUACAACCGUGAAAUGCGCCAAAUGCGGGGACGAUCGUCAUCCCACGGCACUUCACAAAGAGAAGCCUGGCACGACACGUACGGAGCACGGCGAGGAGCUUAAAACGGCCUGCACUUCGGUUGGCCACAACCCCUUCAGCGGCGGAGUGUCUUGUAGCAAGAUUGUUCUCGUUGACGUUCUCUGUGAGAAUCGCCCUCGGCAGUCCCAUCGCACGUACGCAAUCAUAGACGACCAGAGCAAUGCUUCUAUGAUAACUCCAAACCUAGCGAAUAGGUUGGGCGCAACCGGACCGAUUGUGAAGUACUUCCUGACUACAUGCAGCGGUGGAAGAGAAGAAAAGUCUGGACGGCGAAUUUCCGGUGUUGUGCUACGCUCUCUGACCGGCAUAAUUGCGAAGCUACCCCAGCUCGUCGAGUGCACAAACAUCCCUGAGGACAAGCGCGAAAUCGCAACACCAGAGAUGGCCAGACAGUUUUCUCACCUCAAGGAGAUUGCCGAUGAAAUCCCGCCUUACGACCCUAAGGCAAGUGUCGAGAUCCUUAUCGGAAGGGACGCGCCGGAGUUGUUGAAGAUAAGAGCUAGCAGAAACGGACCUAAAGGAGCGCCAUGGGCCCAGAAACUAGACUUAGGCUGGACCAUCUCGGGCCAAAUGUGUUUAGAUCGAGUCGGUGGUCCAGUCCACAUCUCAGCACACCGCACAUCAUUGGAGCGUUUAGACAGGCUUGUUACCAGUUAUCCUCGGAACGUGCAAGCUUCACAUCAUCAUGCUGAAGAAAGUGAAAUCGUGCCCUGCCCAAAUCAUUUCCAGGUCAAAGAAAGAUAUGCAGAGAAAGGAGAAAUCGGAGACAACCUCUUUCAAUCGACACCCGGCGACAAUUUGGUCAGUUUGUCGCAAGAAGACAAACGCUUCCUGAAAAUAAUGGAGACGGGGACUCGCAAGAACCAACAGGGAAACUGGGAGAUGCCGCUACCGUUUCGCUCACCUACCGCCUCGAUGCCUAACAACCGACCUUUGGCUGUCAACCGCCUUAACGGCCUGCUUCGCACCCUCAAUAGAAAACCAAAGAUGAAAGAAGAUUACUUCCAGUUCAUGGGCAAAGUCUUCGAACUCGGUCAUGCGGUUCCAGUGCCACAGUACGAGUUGUUAACACCAAACGACUAUCCCAAUAGGAAAGAACCAUUGAAACUCACCGAAUCAGAGCGAGAGCACGUGGCAGGAGUCAGAGGCGAGGGACGCACAUGGUACUUACCUCACUUUGGGGUGUACCAUCCCAGGAAACCGGAUCAGAUCCGCGUGGUGUUCGACUCGUCAGCCGAGUUCCAAGGGGUCUCCCUCAAUAAAGAACUUCUUCCAGGUCCCGACCUUAUGAAUAGCCUUGUUGGAGUGUUAAUCCGCUUUCGUCAGGAUAACAUCGCCGUGAUGUGCGACAUUGAACAAAUGUUCCACUCGUUUCACGUGGACCCAAAGCACCAGAACUUUCUCCGAUUCCUUUGGUUUAAAGAUAACGAUCCGUCCAAGCGAAUCAUAGAGAACAAGAUGACAGUGCACCUGUUCGGCAACGGGCCCAGUCCUGCUAUAGCCACCUUUGGGCUACGAAAAACAGCAGACGACGGCGAGGAGAAAUACGGGAAAGAAACAAGAGACUUCGUCCACAGAAACUUUUACGUAGACGACGGGCUGACCUCCCGCCCCACGGAGAACGAAGCUAUUACCCUCAUCAGAAACGCCCAAGCCAUGUUAGCGACCGCGAAUUUACGCCUACACAAAGUAGUCUCCAACUCGGUCCUCGUCAUGGAAGCCUUCCCAGCUGAAGAUCGCGCCAAGAACAUCAAAGAUCUAGACCUACGCCGCGAUGUACUACCAUCGCAACGCUCUCUUGGGGUCCACUGGAACAUCGAGAAGGACCAUUUCACCUUCCAUGUCUCCCUCCCAGAAAAGCCCUUCACACGGAGAGGAGUUUUGUCUGUCAUAAACUCGGUGUACGACCCUCUGGGAUUUGUAUCCCCAGUCAUCCUGGAAGGGAAACUAAUACUACGGCAGCUCGUCAUCAUGGGGAAGAAGGUGAACGGCAACGAUCCUCUUGGAUGGGACGAUCCACUUCCCGAGAAGAUGAAACACCGCUGGAGUCGAUGGAGAGACGCACUCCCCAAACUGGAAGAAGUAUUGAUUCCUCGUUGCCAUCACCCCAAAGGAUUCGGCACAGUCACAAGAAGGGAGAUACACGCGUUUUCUGACGCAAGUAAGGAGGCCAUCGGAGCUGCCGUGUACCUGCGCGAAUUCAACAAUGAUGGAGCUGUAAGCGUUUCGCUUCUGUUCGGACGAUCUAAGAUGGCACCAACUCAAACGACGAGCAUCCCUAGAUUAGAGUUGUGCAGCGCAGUACUUGCAACACAAGCCGUAAUGAUGAUUCGCAGGGAGCUUGACGUUCAAAUUGAUGAAGAAAUCUACUACUCAGACUCGAAGGUUGUACUUGGCUACAUUCAGAACGAAAGUAGAAGAUUCUACGUCUAUGUCGCGAACCGCGUCCAGCAUAUCCGUAACGCAACUGCACCAAGUCAAUGGAGAUACAUAGACACUGCAAGAAAUCCUGCUGACCUCGCAACUCGCUGCGUUACCCCAGAGAAACUGGUAGAAUCGCCAUGGAUACUUGGACCUGAAUUUCUACGAAACCCGCAGCUUCAGCCUCAAGCUUCACUCCUGGAGGUACCCCUCAACGAAAGCGAUCCAGAGGUGAAAAGAGAAGUCACCACCUGUGCCACUGCAACACACUCACCCCAGAGUCUUGGCUGCGAGAGAUUCAAGCGCUUUUCCAGCUGGUCCUUCCUGAGGCGCGCAAUUGCAAGUCUUAUUGCGUUCAUAAGAAAGUUCAAGGAGAGAAAUCAAGUACUCUCAAACAAGCCAGUCAUCCCCCGGCCUACUCCGUCUGCAGCCGAACUCGAACAAGCUGGCCAGGUUGUAAUCAAGGCAGUACAGAAAGAAGUCUUCUCCGCAGAGCUUAAAGGGUUGACAUCUGCUAAAAUGGAGAAAUCAGUUCCAAAGCAUUCAAACCUGUUGCAACUUGAUCCCUUGGUAGAUUCUAAUGGACUACUCCGCGUUGGAGGCCGUCUCGAAAACUCGACGCUCGAAUAUCAAGAGAAACACCCAGUCAUUUUACCAAAAGGUCAUCAUGUAUCAGAGUUGAUCAUCCGCCACUUCCACGAAAGCGUCCAUCACCAAGGACGCCUCAUCACGAGCGGGGCAGUUCGCGAGGCCGGCUACUGGGUUGUCGGAGCUCAUCGAAUGAUAUCCAGCCUUAUUGAAUCCUGUGUAAAUUGCAAGAAGUUGAGAGGAGCAACCUUAACGCAACACAUGGCAAACUUACCACUAGAUCGAACGGAGACCAGCCCGCCCUUCACAAAUGUCGGCUUCGAUGUCUUUGGCCCCUGGGAAAUCUCAAUGAGAAGACUCAGAGGUGGUGCAGCAAACGCAAAACGCUGGGGUCUCAUCUUCACCUGUCUGAGUAGUCGUGCCAUUCAUAUCGAGGUACUAGAAACUAUGGACGCCAACUCGUUCAUCUGUGCACUGCGACGGUUUUUCGCCAUUCGUGGAUCAGUGACGAAACUCAGAUGUGAUCGUGGCACUAACUUUGUUGGAGGAAAAUCACAGUUGGAACGAGCACUUUCGGAGAUGGACCAAACACGAGUCCAGAAGUUUGUAGCUGAACAAGGUUGCGAGUGGAUAUUUAACCCUCCACACGCAUCGCAUUUUGGAGGCGUAUGGGAGCGACAGAUUGGCACUGUACGACGCGUUUUGGACGGAAUGUUACUGGGGAUUGGACGCGCACAGCUAACCCACGAACUACUAGUGACUCUCAUGGCAGAGGUGACUGGAAUCGUCAACAGCCGCCCUAUUUCAGCAGUACCCUCUGACGUCCACGAACCGCAACCACUAACCCCUGCCAUGCUGCUUACAAUGAAGACUCGCCCCCUAGCACCCCACCCUGGUAACUUCGUGCCACAGGACCUGUAUGCCCGUAACUGGUGGAGAAGGGCACAAUACCUGGCCGAUCAGUUCUGGGUCAGAUGGAAAAGAGAGUAUCUGCAGAACCUUCAGAACAGAUCGAAGUGGCAGAAACGCGAACGUAACCUCGCUGUCGGUGACAUAGUCCUGGUUAAGGGGGACAACACAACCAGAAACGACUGGUCGCUCGGAAGGAUUUCAGAAGUAACCCAGAGUACCGACGGCAAAGUGCGGAGUGCCAAAGUGACUUCAUGUAGAGCGGGAAACGUAAAGACCUACGAACGACCAAUUUCCAGUUUCGUCGUUCUACUCAAACGGGAAGACGAAGCCUAAUCUUGCGGACAAUAUAAUUUGAUUCCACGGACUUGAUUUAUAUAAUGUUGACGGAAGCAAGGAUUUUCAAUCCUUGGGCGAGGAGUGUUGUGAAAUCGUAUAUUGCGUUACGCUCGUUUGUAUUUUUGUUUAAUUCGUUAAUUUUUUACCAGUUUGACAUAUAUCAUUAUUAUCACAGUUGUCUAGCCCCGGAGUUUUUUACCAGAUCUAAUCGGAGAGUACAAGGAGUUUUUUACGGAGUUAUUUCAUUCAGUUUUUUCCUAUUUUGUUGUUCCUUUCUUUAAUACGCUUGGAGGAACUAUAACGUAAGUUCUUUUCCAUUUUUGUCUUUCAUUUUAGGUUUGUUUUACGCUCGAUUUCCUUUUAAUUUUAGUUAUAUUUUCUUGCGUAACGCGUGUCUAUGUAUGUUUUCAGUUCUCACCAUAUGCUUCAUUGAUACUGCAAUAAACGAACUUUAAUCGAGUACGGAGCGUGUGGUUGAUCACAGCGAACUCCACCCGUGGGAACGCGACAAUGAUGAACAUUGCAUUAUGGACAUGGACCCUGAGGCUAACAAUUGACACCUUUGCACCAAAGCGUCCAUGAUGUUUCCUUCUUGCUAAUACCCUAACUGAGUAAACAGCAAAUCACAGGACUACAGUGUGUGUUUUAAUGUAUUCAACGAUAAUGAACAUAUAUGUUGUAGUUCCAUCUUUAUACCCAAAAACAAAAGAAAAACAAAAAUUACCUGAGAUAAAAAAUUAACAAUCUACAACAUAAACACUAUCUCUUCACUGGAAGCGAAAAAAUGCUAGCUUCAUAUGGCACUGUUACUAGAAAUUUGUGCGAAAUUUCAGACGACCUAAAGUAUUAAAACUUUCCAGGAAACCCUCUGAAGAUUUAUCGUCAAUCUAGACAAAAAUACCACAUUAGGAACCCCUCUAUGCAAAAAUGCUGGCUACACCCCUGCUGAUGUUUCGACAACCUGUGCGAUAGUCAUCUUCUGAGUCAAAUACUUUUUGUAUUACUGAAUUAGAGUCAUGGCAGCAAAAUAUCGUGCUUUUAGCUUGUAAAGUCCUUGUUAUGUAAGCCGUUCCUUUACAAAAGAUGUGCCUUUACCUCUAAACUCCUCCAUCUACGUUGUCAGCCAGACCAUGAAAACAUAAAAAAAUGUAAAAUUGACAUUUGACAUACCCAAGCAACGGUCAAAUCCACAAUUUACCACAAAUACCCGCGAUGGGGGGCAGGAGGGAUGUUGAAAUUUUCAAUUGAUUAGCACAUAAGGUUUAUGCUUCAUUAAUAUGCUUUUAUUAUGAAAAGAUUCAUCAUUUUUAAGGAACUGAGGAGUUCCAAACCAUUUCAUAAACAAACCUAGACUUGCAUAAUUAUCAUCACUCGGAUAAGUAAAUGUUAAAAACUACACUUCAAUACCAGCUCUAACACAUUAUAAUGAAUUGCCAACUGGUCUACUUGCAUGUACUUGCAUGCAGUGGUGCGUAUAGUAACUGUAAGUACAUGCAGAUAAUAAAUAGUGGUAUUUUCCUGGCUAUACUUACUUUUGGAUCAAAAUCUCAGGCAAAAGAGAUCUCUUUCUGAGCGAUGCCAAAGUCCUUCUGAGGGAUUCCAUUUGCAACACACUUCCUUCUAAGGAUACCAAACCCCUUCUGAAACGUCUCCUUGGGAGGGACGCCAAAAUCCUACUGAGAGAUUCCAUUUACGAGUUUCAAAAUAGAUAACUCCGUCGAUUCUUCCCUACGUUUUUGCUUUCUUAUAAAGCUCUGAUUUAAUAUCGAAAGAUUCCACAUUUUCAAGGAACAGUGGAAUUUAAGAUAAUUCCAUAUGCCUUUUCCUUGCCGUUCGAAUUCUUACUCGUAAAUUCUUUUAGAAAGCCAAUGAAAGAUGCGCCAUCUUGGCCAUUUUGUCGAUCAGGCAACUCUUGUUUCUAGUCCCCCUCGAUCGCAUCCUUCGCGUUCCCAACAGUUCGCGUUACCUGAUCCUGUAGCACGCUCACUUUCGGGAGCUGGACGAAUAGAGAACGCAUAUCGCUACCGCCAUUCGCUACACAGAAAUUGUUAUACUGAAUUAUCUCAAAUACGAGUUCGCUUUUAAAAAGAACCUUACCUCAUGAAGCGAUGCAGUUUUUGAUCGAUGAUCUGACUUCACUAGCCUUUUCUCGCUAACCAAAUAAUUAAGAUUACAUACAACAUUUUCCCGACCUCUUAUACACCUCUCCACUGCGAAAGACUGAUGCAGUAGACUCCGUUUCACACUUUUCCACCUCGUUCAACAUGAUGACAAAUGACCUGGCGUUACGAAUAGAAAAUGUUCUUCUCCAGGCAAUCGAAUCUAUUCGAAUCUAAUGGAUACAAUGGAUUCCAUUGGAACGCCUUUUCAUCCCCUUAUACAACAGGAGUGGAAUUUCCUAAGUCUCUCACGAAUAGAAAAUGAACUUUUCCAUCGGAAUCUAUUCGUGUCCAAUGGAUCCGAUGGACUCCAUCGGAACGACUUUCCACCUCCUCAUCCAACAUGAGUGAAAUUUUUCUAAGUCUCUCACGAAUAGAAAAUGAACUUUUCCAUUGGAAUCUAUUCGUGUCCAAUGGAUCCGAUGGAGUCCAUCGGAACGACUUUCCACCCCCUCAUCCAACAUGAGCGGAAUUUUUCUAAGUCUCUCACGAAUAGAAAAUGAACUUUUCCACUGGAAUCUAUUCGUGUCCAAUGGAUCCGAUGGAGUCCAUCGGAACGACUUUCCACCCCCUCGUCCAACAUGAGCGGAAUUUUUCUUAGUCUCUCACGAAUAGAAAAUGAACUUUUCCAUCGGAAUCUAUUCGUGUCCAAUGCAUCCAAUACACUUGGUAGGACUUUGCACCACUAGACUUCCGGUUUUCCGAUGGAAAGCAAGGGGAUACGACUGGAUUCUGGUCGACAGUAUUGGACAACCCUCAAGUAGGAGGAAUAGGCCACUUGCACUAGGAGGCCACGUGACCAAUGCUUUCUUUAAACAAUGAGCUGGAAUCUUGUUACUGCCAAAAAUUGACAGAGCACAUAAAAAUUAUCUUACACCCGAAAUUUGAGAGGAAACGGGUAUUUUAUGGCACUUUGAUUUUUCAACAAAGUAGUAUCAUUUGUAUUGGCCGCCGUGUUGGAGGGUAUACUCUUGCCUUCCAACAUGGCGGCCAAAACUACUUUUUACUUAGAUCUUGUUAAACGUUUGAUAGUUGCCCUCAGAUGUGCUGUAAACGUUCCCACAUCAACUUUUCAACAUUUUGCUUGACGUUUAAGUGCAAAGUUUGUGUUCGGAAAGAGGAAAUUCACAAUAAUUUUAUUUUAAAAAUCGCACUUUGGUCACGUGACCACCUGCGAACUUACUCAAUUUAAAAAAAUGGUGCAGGUUUGCAAAACCAAAUCACUAUAAUUAUUUUAUUAAAGAUAUGACCCACUAGUCGUUUUUGAAGAAAAAAUCAUAUAACUUUCAUUUUCAUAAAAACGAUGUCACAUGACCUCUUGGUGCAAAUGGCCUACCGGUAUUCGGGAUUUUUCUUCAAUUCAGAAGUUAAAUUAAGAGGUAUUGCCUUUACAGCUAAAUUCGCAAUUAGGACAGGAAUCUCAUAAAUUAUUUUUUUACUUAGUAUACUCCUUAAGCUAUACAGUUAUAGUUAUUCACCAGGCCCAAAUUGUUCAACUGGUGCAUGGAUAUCACAACCACCUGACUGGAUAAAUCUCUCUCCACUGUAUAACGCAAUUGAUUUCUCUAAUACUUAUCCACUAGAUAGCGACGGAUUUAUCCGGUGUCUGAUAGUGCUAUCGCACUAAUGAACAACUGGUACCUGAGCAAUUUGGAAACAAGUAGCAAAAAAGUCAGGCGAAGUUCACAGGGGCGGAUCUAGGGGGAGGGUGCAGGGGUGCACCCCCCCCCGAGAUAACCUGCAGUUUUCUAAUACAACUGGUAUUCUGCAAAAAAAAAAAAUGUGGUUUAUUGGUGUUGAAGUAGAGCAAGGGACGAGUGCACCCCCUCCUAAAAAAAAUCCUGGAUCCGCCCCUGGUUCAUUGUGUAUUUUACAAAGUAUAGCUUUGUGUUGAGAAAGUGUUUUUCGGGGAAGAUCGUCCCAAUGAUUUGCAUUGGAAGUUAAUGUCAGUAGACGAAGAGUGUGAUACCAUACUUCGCUGAACUAAUUAAGAGGAAAUGUAAACCAACCAGACUGCUUUGGUUUGAAGUCUUCAACGUUAGUUAGUAGACAAGUUUUGAGUGCUCUCUGUGUUGUUCCACAGAGAACUUCAGUAAAUAAUCGAAGCGAAACUGUACUAAAGAUUAAUUGUGAAGAGUGUUUGGAAAAAAAGGAUGAACAUACGGUCUCGUCCGCUUAAUCAGCUUAAUCAUUAGAGAGCUUACUGAGCAACCACGACACAGGCAAACGUCAGUUAAGUUAAUUCGUGUUGUUUCAAUCUUUAUCGCUCCUGUUCAAUUUGUCAAAUGUUGGUGAAUGUUUCUACGUCUAGAAAAGGAAAAUCGUUGCUUGUACAUUUGUUUACGUCCUCCCGUAAAACGUGAAAUUAGGAUCGAAGUUUUACGUCAUGGUCUUAGCUUGCGACGACGACAAAGAAAUGUACAAAAAAAGGUGUAAGGCAUGCGAAAAGUUGUUAUUUUGCUGAUUGCUCUUUGGCCGUUCUCGUUGCCGUCGCCGUGGCCCUCAUUGUUGCUUAGUAAGCUCCCUAUUACAAAACUCUCCGGCUAGAAAACACUUUGUUGCAUGUUCGUUUAAAACAAACACACCAUAAGAGAAUUAGGAUUGCUAAGGUGCUGGGUGCUAGCUAUUACCUUAAAAUCGCUUUUGACCGUAUUGAUUUAGCCGAAGUAUUGGCAUUUAAUGGCAUAUUUCCAGGCAAUAGCUUAAUUCAGUUAAAUGUUUGGAGUAAAUAAACAGUAAGUAACUGACGUUAAUGUUUUGAUUGCUUGUAUUAAUGUCUGCUCAUGUACAGUCGAACCUCCGCUAUAUAACCACCACCUCUCAACAACGGCUACUUUUUUUGUCCCGGUGGACAAACAAUCCAUUCAUUGACUCUUGUUUAAAACCUCUCUACAACGGCCACCUCUUUGCAACGCGGGCCACUUUCUCUGGCCCCAAGGUGACCGUUGCAGAAAGGUUCAACUGUUUACCGUAACCGGUACCCUGCGAGCAGGUGAUCGUGGGCGCCACGACCUCGCCUUUCGAGCCACUCAGCUGAGCAUAAUCUAGGCAUAGAUAGGAGUAACCUUGGAUUUGAGGGUUGGGUGGUGGGGCAAGGUGAAAAGAGUGCGGUGAGAGUGAAAAACGGAAUGAGUUUGCGGAAUGGCAUGUGGCAUGGCUUGCGGAAAGACAUAAUUAUGCAGAAUUUAAUUUAUGGAAAAUGGCGCAAAGAAAUAAAUUAAACAGGAAAGUAUGCGCGCGUCUCUGCCGUGCCUUCUUUGGCUCCAAAUUCGAAGGAGCAAUCGCCAGGCUAAAAUUGAAGCACAGCUGAUACACCAAAUAGGGUCACUCUUUAUCAUAACGCUAUAGGGUAAAAACCGCUCGCUGAACGUGAAGUGGGGAUAGCUAGAAUUCUAGGGAUUUUUAAUACGGUGAACGAAUCAGAUCAUAUUCGAGACUAAAUGAACGCCUCGAGUCAAACAUUAAUCCGUAAUCCACAAAUCGAGUGAAGCGGCGAACUUCUCUCUGUCUCCUUUCGGCCUUUCCGCGUUUCCUCGCUGAUCGAGAACUGGCCAAGUCAUUAACAUGUACGGUAUUUUUUUAACAGUUAGUUUGAUCCCAACCGGCUUUACUAACUUAAUAAAGGUAAAGGUGAAGGAGAAAAAAUGCUAAAAGUGGGAAAGAAAAGAAAGAAAGAAAGAUAAAAAGAACACAAACUCGAUUGCUUGGAUUUGAGCUCGCGCUUCUCUGCCAGAUGUUUUAGCCUCGCUUGUCUGAAACUUCAUCACACAGUUAAGGAAACAAAAUACAAAAUAGGUUUGAUCUCUGAAUAUUAUGUCACAAUCAAACACGCGACCCACCGUCUUUAUAAUAAAUACUUUUCACGGGGUUUCAUUAAAUAGAGAAAAAAGUGACGUUAAUCGUGCAAAUAUUUUGACCUUGAUAUCGUGACCUUCCAAAACAUCUUUUCUUCAAUGGGUGACUUUCGUGAUGUAGUAUCGGUGCUGCCAGCAGCCCGACUAAUAAAGGCAAGUAGAAUCUUUGUGGCUGUGCAAAAAGUUAAUGGACCGUGAGAAAUCAGGGAGUCUUUCUUGGCUUUUUGAUUGUGAUCAUAGUCGAGCUCGCAACAUUAAAAGGCGGCUGCUUGUGAGUUGAUUGGCGCUAAAAGAAAGGGCCCAAUUUUCAGUUUAAUUUAUUUCUUUAAAGUGCUACUACGAUCAAAUCUUUGACUACCAUUUUUUUUCGCUAGAUUGGCAGUUUAGUACUUGAAGUACAUGGUGUGCAAGUUGUAGCUUCAUACGAUUAGGGAAAGUGGUAUUUUUUGGCGCUCAAAAACCAUUAAUUUUCGUCCGCCAUUAAAACGCUAUGUUCCUGUGGCCUGGUUACCAAGAACACAAGGCAAUUGCUUUGUGACGUCAUUUACUUAACGCAGUACACACAGCGUGACAAUUUUCUUCCAAGAACCCUGCUCAACAAUGUUCCCUUUCCUCCCACUUCGAUGCGUUCUUGUUUAGGAAGACUCUUUCGAUCUUACCACAUUAGGCUCCGUAUGAGUGAAGCAACUGCUUCAAUCGAUAGAAUUGAGCUGCACGCGAGUCUGACCAACUGAAUGUGAGAUUCGAGGAAUAGGUUUGUUUCCAGCUGACAGUUUCGCUGUUUUCUCGGUUUGAGAACUUCGAAGAGUGCUGCAAUAGCAUUUACGGGGCUUUCAACGCAAGCCAGUGGCGUAAAAUUAAACUUGGAUCGUUUGCUAGCAUAUGGAAGAAAGAUCAAUCGACAGAUCUUGAAUCCGGAAAGAAAUCUUCGCAUAAAGAGGGAGCGCCUGGAGGUAAGCUUACAGUUCGCAAAACUUGCAGUGAAUGUCCCCAACGCUAAGUUUAUUUAUAUCGCCGGUGGUGAUUUUUGCUUUUACUACUGGCGAAGUCAUCGAAGAUAAAUUUUUUCUUAGACCUUUCUUCGACUGGAACGCGACGACAACGAAACUUUUAGGAAACUUUCAAAAAGAUUUGCCCUAAGGCAACAGAUCACAGAGAGCCCUCUAGUUUUGUAAACACUAUUAUCGCUCACACCUUGCUCUUGCAGUGUACUAUUUUUUCUGUUACCACUAUUAAUAUUCCUUUGAGCUUUUAUUAAAAGCUUUAAAGCUCUAUUUGUAAAUUUUUAUUAUGAAGCAUUAAAAUCUAUCAGGAUUAUGGUGCAAUCUGAAUGGUAUGAUAUUUUAAUAUACAGUAAAUUCCUUAGUAUUUCCAACAUUCUGUUCGCCAUAACCCUCACUAAACAAAUUAAAGGUAUACUUUUUUCAAUUUUAGUCUUCCCAAAACUCAGAGCCUGAGCACAGACACACUGUCAGUUCAAACCACAAGCUAAAGCAAGAGAGCCCACACAAGUUUAUUGCAAAAACUGUUUUUGCAAUUUUACAGCAAGAAUUAUUACCAUUUACUGAUGUGGUCUUUAAAAUAAAAUUGUGAUCUUAUCUUGAAUGUUGUGUAUUGUUAUUCUUUUGAGUGAAUAACGAAAAGUUUUGCAAUCUCGCAUUGAAUACUUAUAAUAAUUAUAAUUAUAGUAUAUAAUUUGAGAUGUAAACUCCAACACAGGGGCACUCAUGCACUGAAUCACUGAAGUGAUGUGACUGACAGAUUGCAAGUUAAAAAUGAAUAAUAACCAAGGCUUGGUCACUGAAACAUUUACUGCAACUGAAGGUUAUGUACAUGUAUGAGAUAGUUUCAUGGCCCCUGCUCAUCACUGCUGCUUUAUGUUUCACUACUCAAGGUUGUGCUCUACCAGCACCCAUUUGGCCCGUGGUGCUUAACUAUUGUUCCGGGGCAACCAGGAAAUUUUUUCAUAGAAAUCAUGUGCUGGGCACCCAGGAUUUCACGGGUCCGGAGCACUGGGCUCCUUUCAAUUUUUCUUAGAGCACAGCCUUGCUACUUCAUAAAACCUUGGUGUAUCUUUUAAUAUGGGAUAGACUAAUGUUAUUCCUAUAAAUGAGGAAGCUUCAUGGCCCCUUACCACAUACAAAGGCACUGUCCACCCUACUGUAACAAUUGAUCUGCACACUUGUUGAUCACAAGAUAAAUGUGAGGCCCCAGCUAAGAAGCUGGAGGACAAGUUUAGGUCUUACGUACCGUGUGCAAUAUACAAAUCCAUUAUUUUUUAGUCAUACCAGUGAUACUGUUUAAAUACUGUUUAAAGGCUGCAAUUUUAUUGUUCUUUGUUGUCUGAUUUAGCAUAGUCUAUUUAGGGGUUAUUAUAUAGCCUGAGCCAAGCUAGGGCAGGGCCCACGCAGGGCAAAGGGGCUUCCCCACUUUUUGAAAAAUAAAUAAAUAAAAUUAAGUACAGUGGAACCUUGAUAUAAUGAAGGGCCAAGGGACUGGCAAAAUAUGUUUAUUAUAACAGGGUUUGUUAACUUUUAUCGAGGUUCUUUUUCAUAUUGCCUUAUAUUUUAUUUACUGGAGUAAAAAAAAUAGUUUGUUAGACCGAGGACUUAGUUAUAGAGGUUCCAUUGUAAUAUACAUUUUCAUAUGAAUAGUAUCUUUGUUGGAAUAAGAAUCUUCCAGCAUCUAAAUUUAUUAUUGGUCCGUUUUGAUACCAUCAGUCUGAUGCGUGGUAAGCCUCAAAAAUUCAAUCGUCGUAGAUUUCUGCAUUUUCAAACCAGCAAAGCUAUGUAGCAUUUGCAACAAUGCGGAAUAGUCUUUUUUGACGAAGGUUCUUGAUUAAAUCUGAAGACUACUCCAUGAACUACGGUUUCUUAAAACGAAUUAUAUGAUGAUUUGGUCUCUGGCACAUUUCAAUGACAUACUAGACAAAAUGAAGGCAUUACAGGAACCUACAGUGUAAUAUCAUGAUCUGCAAACUUCUAGUGGUGGAUUCAGCAUGUGCAAUCACGUUCAGCAGGAGAAAGGUACUUUUCAGCAGCUUGAAAUUUAUGAACAUGACUCUGCUCAACAAUGACUCAAUAAAGGUUCAGUAAUCUGACAGUUCUAAACAGCCACAAAGAGAGAACAGCCAAAUUUGCUCUCCCCCCCCCCCUCAAUGUAGGUGGUCACCAGCCCCGCGCACGUUAAAAACUGCUUACCAGGCCCUCUUAGGGGUUGUAACUCUUAUAAAUGCUAGUUUCUAAUAAUAUUUUACAAUGGAAAAACCCAGCAAGAAAAACCCACAGAGCGCAAUCAAGGAUGGGCCUCCAUGAUGAACAUAAUUUCCACUGUGUAACACUUCUUCCUAGAGGCAGUGAAUUUAUGGCACACUGUGUUAUCAGCAGAAUCGUGCAACCUAGUGAUGUACUGAACCAUUUAGUUUUUCAACAAGUAAAGUUAGUUGCAGGUAAUAAUUUAUUAAUGCAGUGAUAACCCAGUACUCUAUGAUCUACAGACACCCACUUAAUUGGACACCCAUAUAUAACAGGCAGUUUUGUUUGUCCCCAGGAAAAGCAUACAUUUUUUCUUUAAAAUUAACCGGCUUAGUACGCACAGUAGUUAGCACAGUAGUUAAUGUGGACAACAACCACUUUUCUGUGUUUCAAGUCAGAAAUUCCUAUAUAUUCUUAAUCCAGCUUUACAGACACUGGUUACCCAGGCACUUUCUAUUUUUCUUGUCACAAAUGAUGUGCCAAUUGUAGACAUUGUACCAAGUUCACGGGUUAAUAAGAUUUUAUUACCAAAACAUCUGAAGCCAAAUAGCAUGACACAUUUGACUUUGAUACAUCUUUCUUUCUUCCCCUGUUUGUAGUCCUUUGAUAAAUUUUCUGCCUCCUGCUCAACAAGUUUCACGUCCUUGGCUUUUUGCUACAGUCAUUGUUCCUACCCUUCUUUCUCCUUGUUCCUUUAUGCUAUAUAUCAAAUAAAUCACGUGUCUGUCACUUUUUUCCAGAGAGCUAACUUAACAUGGACACCCAGAUAAUAUUGACAUCAUAACACGUCUGUAUUAACCUUUCCACUAUAUAUAUUUUCUUGUCUAGCCAAAGCUUCAAAGCUGGUCCCUGUAGAGCAUCCAAAAUAUGCACACCUGGGUUUGAAUAAUAAAUAAAUUUUAAAAAAAACGUCACAUACAACAAUUUCAUAAAGUUAUCUAUAAAAGUUAUGGGAAUACAAGGGGAUAUCAUUGACAAUAGUUGGAUGAGGUGAAAUCUCUGAAUUUUUAUUAGCGUUGCAAUUUAUGACUUGCAAUAAUGAUCUGCAGUCAAUCGAUAGGGAAGGCAUAGGCAGACACAGCCUUUUCAAAAAAACAUGAGCUACAAAGAAUGUGACAGUCUUUAAUGUCAGCCCUGAAAAUUAUUAAAUUGAUAUACCAAAUCGAGAGCGAGCGAUCCCCUUAUUUAUCUAUUUGUAUUGAAAAUGAGUAAAUUAACUUUUCUGACAAAGAGAACUUAACAUUAGAUCUAAUUUUAAAAUCCUCAGCUCAGAUACGUAACGCUAAGGUAACAAUUAAAUUUUCAAUAAUAAAGGACAGCAGUCAGUUUAAGAUGGUAAAAAAAACACAUGCAUAUGACAACGAGCUGGCUGCUUUAGAACUGAAACUUAGCUGAACAGAAAACUGUACCCACUCUGAUUCGCUGUGCCUGAAGAGCUAUAAAGCAAAACUUUAUCUACACUUGGAUAAAUGAGCACUCGAGAGUGGCUAGAAGGCAGGUGAAAUUGGUGCGGACUCUCGAUCGUCUUCCCUGUGUAUUAUUAUUAUAGCUAGUACGUAUACAAAUACACCCACCAGUAGUCCGAAUCUCCGUCGGCACAAACUGCAUAAAAUACGACUUGGUGAAGUGUGUUUUAUUUCCUUCUCUGAGGUUAGCUGCCCUUAGUAUUUGACUUUCUCAUAUUCAGUCGGUGCUGGUUCUACAGAGUCAUCGUAAUCUACGAUUUCCUCCUUCACAAUUCCAGAAUCGGGAGAAGACGAGCGAAGCUUUGAUCGGUAGCUGUUUUCUCACGGUUCAGGUUUGUUUUCUUGGCGCGUUCAGAAAAUGACGUCACAAUCAGAGAACAAUAGCUUUGUCACUGGAACAUAAAUUUGUAAUGGCGGACGCGAAAAACCUACAUUUUCAAGCUCAAUAUUUUCACUUAGAGGGCGCCAAAGUUCAUUUCAAUGACCGAAACAGGUACAGCCACUUCUGAUAACCUGAAAAGAAAGCGUUUUUGUGACAAAAGUGACAUUAAAUUUUGAUCGUAGUAGCACUUUAAGUCAUUCUGCAUAUAUUGAUUCUGCACAAUUUUAUGUCAUUCCGUAAUCCAUGCCACAUGCCAUUCCGCAAACUCAUUCCGCCCUUUACCCUCGCCGAAAAGAAAAACGGAUGGAAAAAUGGACAAAGGAGAAAUUGGAGAGUUUCUCUCCCACUCUGAUUUUACGUAUAGUAAUUACCUUUCCAAAGGCUCUAUGUAAUAUCAGCGACGGUUCCAUGUGAACGGAAGGGUCUCGUGCUUUCAGGCUCCUCACCUGAAGGGAACCCUCAUAGGGGACGGCUUAACUGACAGACUGACAGACGACCAAUAUCGCAACGUAAUUGACCAAUCAGACCAAUAACCAGAAUAUAAUACUAUCAACUUACUUGAUACAACUCACUUUGACUCUGAAGAUGACUACCGCACAGGUUGUCCAAACGUCAGUCACUGUCAACAACAACAGUCCUAUUCAGGACUACGUUCACCCGGACGAUCAAACUCAACCUACUUUUGAAAUAAAAUAAAUUGUUUGUCAUACCUCUUGAAAUUGUACAUAUAUUAAUUAUAGUCGGUUUGAGUUGGCUACCUUAAUUUGCCUCGAUCUGAUGGUAAGCUUGAGCUACCUUUUGGUUUUAUAAAUAUUUUAAGAAGUUUAUGCUUUGUAAACAGAUUAUCAGUUCUCAGAAAUAACGAUUAUUUUUGGAUUCUUGAGGUCGUCAAAAAGUCAAAACACGUCAGGCACCAUUUGAUUCGUUGCCAAAAUAAAGUUUAGUCUGGGUCAAAACGGACAAGACCUCUUUGUUGCGGUUUCUGAUCAUGACAGUGCCAACCGGUUACGCCUCUGAGUGUUUCAAAACUUAAAUUGUUUCCCAUUUUUUUCCCAUGGAUUUAAAUACCUCGCUGGACAAUAAUCUUCAUGAUGAAGUAUGCUGUUCUGUGUGCAUGUGCCAAUUCUGGAGCAUUUAAUUUGAACAGUCAGGGAUGACUUGGCCGAAGGUUGAUUUAUGUACAUUUUAAAACGACCACAAUCUUGGACAAAAUAGAACGAAAAUUAAUCCGUCCUCCCUCCUGCAAAAUAGAGGAUGGGGAUAUAAUGGCGCGUUUUGGCUUUCGCGUGGCUUUUCAGUGCUCUUGAUAUUUGAGCCAACGGGGACCUGAUUUCCCAGUUUAAUCUGUCCAAGGAUUUAACACGUGUCGGUAACGAGUUGAGUGUACGCAAAUAUUCAAACAAUUUUUAACCUGCGCCUGCCUAGCAAACAUUUCCGGAAUCAAUUAGGGACGCAGAGCUUCUUCAUUCCUCAUUUCUGCAAUCCCCCGACUUUCUUGAAGACCUCAGGCGGAAACCAUUGCCACGGGAAGGUUAUCCAUGCUUCAACGAGCUGAUUAAAAAUUCUCGCAGGAUGUUUUUUAUUCUUCCGUCAAACCAUCAAAACAUGUCAAGAAACGCUAUUUGAUUGGUUAAUAAUACAGAGUUAAGUCUGGCUCAGAGGACAAGACAUAAUUGUUCAUUCGCAAAGCCAUUCCCUUGAUCGUCAACAACUAGGCCGAAAUUUUUGAAGAGUAACCUUGUUUCCGACCUUUUCCAUGGAUAUAAAGACCUUGCUGGACAAUCUUCAUGAUGAAGUAUCCUGUUCUGUGUGCAUGUGUGCAUUCACUGAUCCAAAGCAGUUGCCUUGUUUGCACAGUUUCUGUCUUCAUUGCCUGAACGGAAUUCAACGAACGAGCGGCGUCCAUGGUAAAAUUACAUGCCCCGAGUGCAGGAGACAGUUUCAAAUCCCUGGAAGUGGAAAUCCUAGCGAACUUCCCACCAAUUUUCGUAUCAACAGUUUGCUAGAUGUCUUGGCAAGAAAAGAGUGCAGCACAGCUAACGUGAAAUGUGGAAACUGCGACAAGCAGAGCGCCCAGACCUUAUAUUGCUUCCAGUGUUGUUCUUUCUGGUGCGAGGAAUGUAUUUUAGGACAUAACAUAAUACGCAUCAAUAAAGAACACAGAACGCUGGCACUGAAAGAUUUUCAAGAUCAAGACAUCGAGGCCGUGUUAAAGAGACCAGCAUUUUGUCAGAAGAAACGACAUGAAAGCAAAGAGUUGGAGGUCUUUUGUAAGGACUGUAAAGUCGCCAUUUGCAACACUUGUGCCUUAACGCUCCAUGAAGGUCACGGAAAGAUGCUUUUGGAAGAAGCUACAGACGCGCGCAAGACUCAGAUCAACUCCAUGACUCAGUCUUUAAUAGAAAAAGCAAAAGAAAAACGCAAAGAACUCGAGCAAUUUAAUGAAAAGAGCACGGACAUUAAACUACAAGUUGCCGACUUUAAAAGACAAGUGCAGACGAAUGUGGAUCAAGUUAUUGCAAUCAUCGAAGCGAGGAAACAGGAUGUUUUUGCUGCAGUCGAUAAUCAAGCGAAAAAAUCACUGGAAUCUCUCUCAAAGAAAAAAGGACAAGUUGAAAAUCAAGUGAAAUUAAUUGAAUCGGCAAUUGAACAAACUAAAGCUCUUGUGAAACGAAGCUUUAGUACUGAAAUCCUUGGAUUCAGUGAAACAUUUGAUACAAUCCUACGGGAACAGGGCACCCAAGGAAACCGUGACAUUGAAUGUAUUCCUCGGUUUAGUUUUACUAAAAGUGAAAAACUGAUUAACGUGUUGAACAAUGAAGGGAUAGGUAAUGUAAAAAUUGUUUUCAGCGAAACUAAAGCCCAACAAUCAGGAGCUAAAGGUAACGAAAGUAGUAAAGUAAUUGCUGGGAUUAAAGGGGCAAAUGUUCGUGACAGUCCUCUUGAGACUCGGGUACAAACCAGGCGCUUCGGAUCUGUGCUGUCAUUUGGACAAAAAGGUAAGUCUGUUGGAAUGCUUAACUAUCCCUGGGGGGUGGCAGUGAAUGAUCGUGAUGAAAUUGCUGUGACUGAGCACUGGAACCACAGGGUUUCAGUGUUUAGUAGUGAUGGUACCCACUUAAGAUCGUUUGGUAGAAUCGGUAACAAUAAUGGUGAGUUCAGGUACCCUACAGGGAUCGCUUUUGAUAGUCAUGGCAAUAUUGUAGUGACAGACUGUGCUAACCACAGGGUGCAAGUCUUUGAUAGGAAUGGUAACUUUCUUAGUAAGUUUGGUGAAGAAGGAAGUCGUGAUAAUCAGCUUGAAUACCCUCAAGGUUUAUCAAUAAACGGUAACGGUGAUAUUAUUGUUGCUGAUAACGGUAGCAAAUUAAUCAAGAUAUUCUCCUCUAGUCACAACUAUUUGCGUAAGUUUGGUGGAGCAGGUUCAUUGGUCACUCCCUAUCACUGUAUCCAACAUGGUCAAUAUUUUAUAGUCUCAGAUUACGGUGAUCAUUCCCUUAAAAUGUUUGAUCUUGAGGGAAAAUUUAUUUCUAAAUUUGGAAAACAGGGGAACAAGGAUGGAGAGUUCAAUCAACCCCUUGGCUUGUCAGUUAACAAAGAAGGAUUGCUAAUGGUCUGUGAUGCGGGAAAUCACAGAGUUCAAGUAUUUGAACUGAGUGGAAAGUUUGUUACAAAAUUUGGAAGUGAAGGUAACGGGAGAGGAGAGUUGAAGAAUCCAAUUUCUACAGCAAUUCUUAGUGAUGGAAGAAUAGUUGUGUGUGAAUUUCAUAACAACCGAAUCCAGGUAUUUAAGCAUAAAUGAGAUAAUUUUGCCAGCGAAUACAACCGUCUCUCCUCGCUCCUCGUCGUUAGGGACCUUUAGCGGAAAACGUCUUUGCCGCGAAACUUCCUAAUAGCGGCGAUGAGCGAGGAGAGUCAGCUGUAUUCACAGCGGGCUUGAAAUAAUACUACCUUUGGUGAAGUAAGACUUGAGAAAUAGGUCCCGCUAUUAUACAUUGAUCAUUUAAGCUCCACUGUUCAUGUUUCUGGAGGAAUCAAUUUUGUGCGAUUAUUUUCGUUGUUUAGACAUUUUGAUAUGUCGAAAUUGGCGUAGUAUGUUCUACUUGUAAAUAUAUUUUGUCCAUAAAUGAUAUGGAUCAGUCCACUGUCGCGUAAAAGUUCAGUUUACGCCGGCGCCACCUUCCUUGCAUUGCCUCUAUUUUAUUUACGCGCGUAAAUACAAUGCUUAGAAAGAAAAACUGGACCAUAUAUUGGCUUAUAUUGAAUUGACUAGUUCCAAAAAAAGUAAUUAAUUGAGAUAAUUUUCUCUUACAUUGUAAUCUCACAUUAUUACUAAAUAAAUUUGCAAAUACUUCAUAUCUAAAAAUAUUAUACUGUUUGAUAUUUACAUACACUUUUGAAAGUGUGAUUUUUGAAUGGGUUUUAAUCUGUGCAAUAGCGAGGACAGCCUGUUGUCAAUUUUGUAAGUAAACGGCUUAUUUUUACUUACCUUUUUUCAGAGUAAUAGACAUACAUAUUUCUCAAAAAGCAAAAUACUAUUCCCUGUAAAUAACUCAAGUGGAUUAUUUUUUGUCUUAAUAAACAACAGUGUAAAUGCUAUGUUCCUUGUAUUCAAUGUCUCCUAAUAGUCAAAGGCGGAUUUAGUGGGGGGAAGUGGGGACGAGGAAGCCGCGACCACUCCUUUUUUCUUUGAAAUUUUGUAUGAUUUUUAUAGAAUUCUCUGUUUAUAUAGCUGGCAAGUGUCCCAGCCACCCCUUUCUGAAUUUUCUAGAUUCGCCCCUGCUAAUGUAUGCGAUAACCUGCGCAGGAGAGUCGACAACGCCACUUAACAGCUAGUCUCGCUUCUUGUGUCACGCGCUUAAGAGAAAAACUAAACAAAUUUAGCAGUAACGUUGGAAAUUGGUGAAGGCCACCUCUCCCAUUUUGUCUCAUUUACUGCCGGCCACACAAGCACAGGGUUACAAGUCUAAUUGGUUGGAAUGGUAACUUUAUUAGUAAGUUCGGUGAAAGAGGUGAUGACCCGGCUUAGUGAACCUGAAGAUUCAUCAACGGCGACAGCUGGGCGACAGUCAUAUUGGGGAGCUUAAGCAACUACGACGACGACGACAACUUCAAAAAACAGUAGGUUUAAUGAUCAUAACAACAACUCUGCACAUGCAUCACGCUUUUUAGUACAUUUCUUUGACGUCCACUGGACUACGACGUGAAACCUCCUAAUUUGACGUUCUAUGGAGGACGUGGACAUACGACGAAGAAUUUUCCUUCCUCUUUUUGCACUUGAAUAAAAUCCUUAAGAAUUCAUCUCCAGGAAAAGUCGCCUGCAUUUGACAUAUUGAGCGGGUCCAAAUAGACGCGAUUAAGUUUCAAAGAACGCAAAUUCAUUUUUUUAGGGACGUUUUCACUGUCGUCGUCUUCGUCGUUGCUUAAGGUCCGUAUUAUUGUUGCUGAUAAAGGUAACAAAAUAAUUCAUCAAGAUAUUCUGUUAAAGAGAGGAAUGUUUAUGCAAAUUUGGUGGAACAGGUACUCAUGUUUGCCAAUCCCUAUCACUGUAUCCUACACAGUCAAUAUCUUAUACAGUUGAAACUGUCUACAACAGCCACCUUGGGGACAGAAAAAAGUGGCCAUUGUAGAGAAGUGGUCGUUGUAGAGGCUGAAACAACAGUGAAUGUAUACGGAAAGUCCGCCUAAAAAAAUGGCCGUUGUAGAGAGGUGGCCGUUAGUGGAGGUUCGAGUGUAGUCUGAAACUGUGGUUAUCAUCUCAUUAAAAUGUUUGAUCCUCAGGGAAGCUUUUGUAAAUUUGGACAACGGCAACAAGAAUGAAGAAUUCAACUAGAAAAGCAGGACCGUGUGUUUAUGGUCUGUGAUUCCACCAACCACAGAACUCAGGUGUUUGAACUGUGUGGAAAGUUUGUUACAAUUGGAAGUAAGGGUAGUGAGAGAGGAGAGUUUAUGUUUCCAAGUUCAACAGCAAAUCCCACUGAUGCAGAGGGAUAUAGUGACACGCGUAACUCCCCAGUCGCCUUAAUAUAAUAACAGGUAAAUCCAUGUUGGAAAUAGUGUUCAAUUUGUAAAUAUAAUUUUGUCAGCGUGAUUUUUGAAUGCGUGCUAACCUGUUCAAUAGCCUGAGGCUCACAUUUCUCUACCAAAAAAGAGAGGGGGGAAUACUUAGCAAAAUUUUACACGGGUAGGCUCUGCCCCGAGGUCCAACCUCUUUUUCCUUUAUUUAAUAUUUUUAACAGAAAAAUGACCUUUUUCGUUUAUUUUUUGUUGACAAAUGGUAUCCCUUUCACAUACUACUUUAGAACGCUGCUUUCCUUUUAGUUGCUAUGAAUGCAACGUCUUAUAAAUAUGGCACAGCCUGUGUUAGCCCUUUUGGGUCCUUUCACAGACCGCAAUGACAGGUAUUCUAACCUUUUCAUAUACUUCAACUAGUAAACCCUUAAUGUCUGAGUUGCCUGAAGCCUGAAAAAGCCUCCCCGUAUAGGCCAUCAUAAGGAGUACCCCCCCUCUCUUCCCCACGCCGGAGGGCGUCAUCCAGUUUUACGAUUAAAUUUUCCUUCAAUUUUCUCAAAACAACAACAUGUUAUUACCAGGCAAUACCUUAAGUGAAUUACUUUUUGUCUUAUAAUAAGCAAUUUUCUAUGAAGGAAAUGAGGGAAAAGCUAGAUUUCGAUGCCCUUGCUUCUCGCUUCUAGCCUGCGAACACAAAAGUAUUGCUUCUCUCCAUCCGGGUGGAGAGAAGCGUCGACCGCAAAUUUGUCAUCUUUUGUCCGUGUCGGCAGGCUAUCUCGCCUCUGGUUCCAACGCCAUGAUAAACUAAAGAGGGAAAGCAGUUUACUUGGAUGCUAAGUAGGCUUCUCAUGCGAGUUUGAUUUGGAGGUAAAUAGGGGCCAUGGGGUACGUGAAGCUCUCUCUCUCCAAUCCUCUUCAACUCACUUUUCUCACCGUCUCUUUGCCCUAGCCCCUCAGAGAACCUGCUCACAGACUAUCAACUUAUUUCUGGCUCUCGACGUUUAAGAAAAGUAGGGAGCAAACGGAAUACAAAAACACUUGGAAUGUGGGUUUUGAAGGUGAUCACGCGGUUUAAAGGCAAUCACGUAGAUGACUGCUAGUCACGAAACUUUAACUUGAUUUUAACUAUUAGUGGUCACGUCCUGAAAAUAAGCGUUCGAGAGACUUGCCGAGUUACCUUCGGCUUGUAAUGACCACAGCUGAAGGCGAAAGGAAAAGGUAUUAAAAAUAUUAUCUCAAGAUGAUAACCAUUUUCAACAGCUAGGGUAGUUUUAGUAGCAAUAUCAGUAAAACUGCUUAUCGAUGAGCCACUUAAAUCCGAAAUGAUCAAACUUUAGAUACCAUGUCCCUUAUUUCAGCUGUUUAGUUUUGUUUCACUCAUUCAGUUUGCCCUUUUUUCUAUUGCCUUUGUUUCAGAAUUUCUUUCACCAGCUGUAGUCGUUUCAAUAAACCGAACAUAACUUACCUGAGUAACUCGGUAAGUCUCUCGAACUUAACACUCACUUCUCAGAUGGUGUCCACCACCAAGAUGAGAGUAGAAAAUAUUGACGAUCUAUCGAUGAGCCACUCAAACCUGAAAUGACCAAACUUGAGAUAAGUUAUGCCUUCUGUUCAUUUUCAUCUCAUUUCUUGUAACACCUCACCGCACUAUACAGUAUUGUUACAGUUAUUGUUACAGCAGAAAGGUGAUUAUAUGGAACUGUACUAUAGCUAUAGUCGACAGUUAAUCAGGUCAGUAAAUCUAAUAUCCUUUACAGGCAAGUGGAGUCUGAAGCUAGAGAUUGCAGUUCGUGUCGCGAUUCUCAAGUCAGGUCAUCUUUGCUUUUCACUGAAAAACUGCUGAGCGAUCAUUUUCAAUUUUUCGAUUUUCUCCUCAGGCAAUACAAGCUGUUUUUAAUUGAUAUAUUCGCAAGUGGCUAAUUAUUGUGCAAAAGAAGGCAGAAAAUAUACAACCACACCACACUGAGGCUUUUGUUGAAUUGAGAAAAAUUUUCCCCCAUCAUUUAAGAAGAAAUCCACACUCAAACUGCAAAUGCGCAUAUUAUUCUAAUUUCCUUGCUAUACUACAAUCGGUGACAAGGCAUUUAGCACGAAAGUUCUAAAGAGUCGGGACCGCCAUUUUACAUGGUCAUCCGAGCCGAGACCUAGGGGCAUCUAGUUGGGUCGAUAAAAUGUUUGUGGUGAGCGUUUACUGUAAGAUCGAGAUGAGCCCGAGUUUUCGAGACCAGCAUUCAAAUAAGCUUGAGUCAAUUCAAAAAAGGGCACUGUAUACAUCCAUGCCAUAGUUACUUAGAUGCCCUUAAUACUACCAACCUUAGCAGCUUGAAAGAAAGACGAACUCAGCUCGAUCUGCUGUAAAUAUAUUCAGAAGAUGACUCAAAAUGACCACCCCAUUAACUUCCUCAAGCCGAGAACAGCAAUUAGUGGUCAUAGUUACAACUUGCGGGCCAGCGACAAUCGAAAUAUUGUUUACGCUGACAGGAGUUGUUGCCGGACACAGCGUUCAGGUUCCUUUAUUUUAUUCGCAAGUAAAUAUCUGAAUAUGUAAAUAGUUAUAUUUAAGAUAUUUUUCUUGUUUCUACAAGUAGUGUUAAUUAUUUGUUGAUUGUUAAUUUAUAGCCCUUUAAUUUAGUUAAUUCUGCAAUGUGGCAAAUAAACGGUAUAUUUAUUUAUUUAUUUAUCUAUUUAUUUAGCACCUCGUCUCGAUCUUACAGUAAGCUUUCACCACGAACAUUUUGUCGUCCCGACUAGCUGCCCCUGGGUCUCCGAGGAUGAGCCACGCGAAGGUCUAGCUGCUUGCAUUGCAAAGACCCUGGGCGCGAUCCAUUCAACCAAAAUUCCAAUCGACCGGGAAAAGUGGUCCAUCUAAAAAGGUGGACCCGUUUUUUCGAAAUUUUUUCGGUUGGACCGAACCGAUCCAUUGAGUUUUGGACCGAAAUUUCCAGACAUUUUGGUUGAAUGGAUCACGCGGCUUCGAGCGGCUUCGCGACCCCUGUCAGUCUUGGUCCGGCCCUGUUAAUCGAGCCAUGAACCUUUUGUCAUUCUGCAGAAUAUGCCGACGGGUUUUUAGCUUUCUAAUUUUAUAUAUUCUUUAUGGCAUGGGAGCCUGGAAAGAUAAAUAUGGAGUACAUAUAAAUAUAAGAAUCAACCGAGUUCUGAGCCGAGUAAUAAACGUACCGCUAACAUUACGAGUAACAUAGUUAUAUACUUCAGUAACCUACUACAGUAAAACCUGGUAAAACGAGCAACAAAAAAACUUGCAGGUUCUUUUGCAGCAUUGGUGCUAAACAUGUUGAAUUGCGUUACUUACCCCGUUAUACCCGCACCCACUUUUAAACCUGUCUUACAACAAAUAUAAAGGUUGUAAGGUUCUUUUUGUGAGCGGUAAAACGCGCAACAUCGAUAUCGCUAUAAGUCGUUUUGCAGCAAACUCCCCGGGGGUGGAGGUACUUCUUUAUAUAAGUGAACAUAAAUCCGUGUGUUAUUCGUUUGUAAACCGUAUGAGUGUACACAAAUAUUCAAACAAUUUCAGUAGUCCAUGCUUUAGCCUGCCUAGCCAACUUUUCCGAACGAAUUCCUCUUUUCUGCUCUCCCUCAACUUUCUUGACCAUGCACCACGCGGAAACGCUUAAUUCUCGGAAAUACAGGAUGUUUAUUAUUAUUCCGUCAAACCAUCAAAACAUGUCAAGACACACUAUUUGAUUGGUUAAUAAUACAGAGUUUAGUCUGGGUCACAAGACAAGACUUCAUUGUUCAUUCGCAAAACCAUUCCCUUGAUCGUCAACAACUAGGCCAUUAAGUUUUCGAAAAGUAACCUUGACUUGUUUUCAACCUUUUCCAUGGAUAUAAAGACCUUGCUGGACAAUCUUCAUGAUGAAGUAUCCUGUUCUGUGUGUAUGUGUACAUUCACUGAUCCUAAACAGUUGCCUUGUUUGCACAGUUUCUGUCUUCAUUGCCUGAAAGGAAUUCAACGAACGAGCGGCAUCCAUGGCAAAAUCACAUGCCCCGAGUGUAGGAGACAGUUUCAAAUCCCUAGAAGUGGAAAUCCUAGCGAACUUCCCACCAAUUUUCGUAUCAACAGUUUGCUAGAUGUCUUGGCAAUAAAAGAGUGCAGUACAGCUAAUGUAAAAUGUGGAAACUGUAACAAACGGAAUGCCCAGACCUUAUAUUGUUUCCAGUGUUGUUCUUUCUGGUGCGACGAAUGUGUUUUAGCACAUAACAUUAUACGCACCAAUAAAGAACACAGAACGCUGGCACUGAAAGAUUUUCAAGAUCAUGACAUCGAGACCGUGUUAAAGAGACCGGCAUUUUGUCAAGAAAAUCGACAUGAAAAAGAAGAGUUGAAGCUCUUUUGCAAGGACUGUAAAGUCGCAAUUUGCAACACUUGUGCUGUAACACUCCAUGAUGGUCACGGAAAGAUGCUUUUGGAAGAAGCUACAGACGCGCGCAAGACUCAGAUCAACUCCAUGACUCAAUCUUUAAUAGAAAAAGCACAAGAAAAACGAAAAGAACUCGAGCAAUUGAACCAAAAGAGCGAGGAGAUUAAACUGCAAGUUGCCGACUUUAAAAGCCAAGUGCAGACACAUGUAGAUCAAGUUACUGCAAUCAUCGAAGCGAGGAAACAGGAUGUUUUUGAUGCAGUCGAUAAUGAAGCGAAAAAAUCACUGGAAUCUCUCUCACAGAAAAAAGACCAAGUUGAAAAUCAAGUGAAAUUAAUUGAAUCGGCUAUUAAACAAACUAAAGCUCUUGUAAAACAAAGCUUUAGUUCUGAAAUCCUUGGAUUCAGUGAAACAUUUGAUGCAAUCCUGCAGGAACAGGGCACCCAAGGAAACCGUGACACUGAACGUAUUCCUCGGUUUAGUUUCACUAAAAGUGAAAAACUGAUUAACGUGUUGAACAAUGAAGGGAUAGGUAAUGUAAAAACAGUUUUAAGCGAAACUAAAGUGCAAAACUCAGGAGCUAAAGGUAAAGAAAGUAGUAAAGUAAUAAUUGCUGGGAAUAAAGGGGCAAAUGUUCGUGACAGUCCUUUUGUGGCUCAGGUACAAACCAGGCGCUUCAGAUCUGUGCUGUCAUUUGGACAAGAAGGUGAGUCUGUUGGAAUGUUUAACUGUCCCUGGGGGGUGGCAGUGAAUGAUCAUGAUGAAAUUGCUGUGACUGAUUGUUGUAACCACAGGGUUUCAGUGUUUAGUAGUGACGGUACCCACUUAAGAUCCUUUGGUAGGGAGGGUAAGAAUAACGGUGAGUUCCAGUACCCUGAAGGGAUCGCUUUUGAUAGUCAUGGCAAUAUUGUAGUUGCAGACUGUUGGAACAACAGGGUGCAAGUCUUUGAUAGGAAUGGUAACUUUCUUAGUAAGUUUGGUGAACAAGGAAGUCGUGAUAAUGAGCUUAAAUACCCUGAGGGUUUAUCAAUAAACGGUAACGGUGAUAUUAUUGUUGCUGAUAUCGAUAACCAAUUAAUCAAGAUAUUCUCCUCUAGUCGCAACUAUUUGCGUAAGUUUGGUGGAGCAGGCUCAUUGGUCAAACCCUUUCAUUGUAUUCAACACGGUCAAUAUUUUAUAGUCUCAGAUGCUGGUGAUCAUUCCAUUAAGAUGUUUGAUCUUGAGGGAAAAUUUAUUUCUAAAUUUGGAAAACAGGGGAACAAGGAUGGAGAGUUCAAUGAACCCAUUGGCUUGUCAGUUAACAAAGAAGGAUUGCUAAUGGUCUGUGAUGCAGGAAAUCACAGAGUUCAAGUAUUUGAACUGAGUGGAAAGUUUGUUACAAAAUUUGGAAGUGAAGGUAGUGGGAGAGGAGAGCUUAAGAGUCCAUUUUCUACAGCAAUUCUUAGUGAUGGAAGAAUAGUUGUGUGUGAAUUGAAUAACCAUCGAAUCCAGGUAUUUGAGCAAACAUGA